GUUGAUGACAUGUUACCCUCUUACCUUUUACUCUCCAGACACACAGUGUCAUCUUCCAACUUCCUUGCGAUUUGAUCAACCCACUGACGAAGCCAUAGCAGAUUUGAUUGCAUUUGGAGGCUGACAAUGGGUUGGCUUGAUCCAAAUUAUGGAUUAUAGCCAAGAGGCUGACAUGGGCUGACAUGUGCUAGUACACAUAUAAAAUGUACCUCCGGUAUUCUUUGUGAGCUGCUUCUCUUUUCUACUUUGGACGAUACCCAUAUUUUUCAAAACCCUACUGUAUACCCUUGUAUUAUUGACGUUUCACGAUGAGGGCCAUAUUGUCGUUGCUCGCCCUUGUCAUCCUUUCCUCUUCCGUUCUCUCCCUUCCAUCAGAGCGACGUGACGGCGAUAGCGCACUGACGGAGAUCCAAGCUCUAAAUUUUGCCCUCUCCCUCGAGCACUUCCAGUACUACUUUUACAAACGGCUGUACCAAUAUGAGCCGCAGGACUUCUCCAACGCUGGUUUGCCGCCAUGGUCGCAGGGGAGAUAUGCACAGAUAUCCUCCCAUGAACUCACGCAUGCUCAGUUCCUUGAGAAUAUCCUGGGUGACAAUGCUGUUCAGCCAUGCACAUAUAACUUUCCAGACUCCGAUCCGAGAUCAUUCGUGAAGACCAGCAACAUUGUGGAAGCAAUAACAUCCUCUACGUACACAACUCUCGCGAAGUAUCUCUCCGAUCCUGACUAUGUCAUCUCCAUCAGCUCUAUUCACUCCGUGGAAGCAAAACACUCAGCGUGGGUCAACGCGGACAUGCGUGAAGGUGCCGCUUGGAGUACGGCAUUUGAUGCGCCAAUGAGUCUGAGUCAACUAUACACGAUGAUGAGUGGCUUCAUCGUAUCCUGCCCAUCCUCCAAUUCGCUGCCGCCGAUCAAAACAUUCCCCUCACUCACGUUUCCCUCCAACGUUAUCCCAGGGCAGACUGUACAAGUGUCGUUUUCGCCCGCAGCUCCGGACCGCGAUUCACACACGUUGUACGCCUGGUUCAUCUCAGGGUUCAAAGCGCUCGUUGUACCUCUCAACGCUGACAUGACGGUCACCAUCCCGGACACGCUGCAGGGUUUUGUGUUCUCGGUGAUCACGAACAACAGGGAGAGCGUGUCCGACGAUGCUACAGUUGCUGGGCCAGCGUUCUUAGUCUUCGAUUAUGACUACCAAGGAAACGAUCAGUCGCUACCCAUGUGAAGAAAUCAAUGAUUUCUCAAUAUCGGGAUGCUGGAGCUCCAGGUUCUCCGCCUAAUGCAACGAUAGCGUUUGCUGCCACCGACUCACUCAUUGCACCAAUGUCAGAAGUGACAUUGAUCUACAUGACGCAAAAAGACCUUCCUCAGCACGCUUAAGGGCCUGCUUUCCUGAGCUGCAGUAAAUUGCGCUGGGUCAUAAAUGGAUCAGUGAUGAUUAUUUAGCAGGAGUUCAGCACACAUGCUUACCACUUCUUUCCUUCCUUGUGUGUAGCUUUGAGAACAUUUUGAAUGACAGUUUC
Messenger RNA from Suillus discolor, 1521 nucleotides. RefSeq names its product ferritin-like domain-containing protein. The record is from RefSeq and is a predicted model, not a curated record. Bases 309 to 1223 code for a protein of 304 amino acids. Lineage: Eukaryota; Fungi; Basidiomycota; Agaricomycetes; Boletales; Suillaceae. The transcript has 7 exons.